This is a messenger RNA of Topomyia yanbarensis, 3916 nucleotides long. It is a transcript of the gene Sam-S, whose product is annotated as S-adenosylmethionine synthase. NCBI's taxonomy places the organism in Eukaryota, Metazoa, Arthropoda, Insecta, Diptera, Culicidae. The record is from RefSeq and is a predicted model, not a curated record. Gene Ontology annotation, molecular function: methionine adenosyltransferase activity; ATP binding. Gene Ontology annotation, biological process: S-adenosylmethionine biosynthetic process. The transcript is spliced from 7 exons. Gene Ontology annotation, cellular component: cytosol. Bases 556 to 1773 code for a protein of 405 amino acids.
AUUAUAGUUCAAAACGACAGAAAAGUAAUCGUUCAGGUCGUGAACUUAUAAGUUUGGUGCUAUUUUUUUGGACUAAUGUGCAGUUUCGGAUAGCAGUGCAAUAUAAUCGAUCAAACUCUUCUCUUUCGACGAAGGGACAUUUUUUUCUCGUGUGAGCAGAGAAUCUUUCGCGGAAAACGCACAACACUCGCUCUUUGGCUAGCCGUCAAGAAUUUUCGCUCGAAUCAGUCUCUUUUCCACAAAGUUUUGCGAAGUGUAGACGGGCCAAAGCGAGGCUCCGUGAAUGCUUUCAAAUUAAAAAGUUUAUAGAAGAAUAAAAAAAUAUCUGCAAAUAUUGGACAAUUUAAAGAUAAAAAUAAAUUUUAUCCAAUUCUGUUCGUGUGAUCGAAAGAACAGGGAAAAUCGUAAACACCGCAGUGUCUACCGUAAUAUCUGUGCAAAGAAAAUUCGAUAGGCUUCUGAAAGUGCUCGUAGGCGGAAAAGUGAUUUGAAGAAUACGGCGGAGAAAUUCUGCAGUUUUUAAUCGUAGAAAAAAAAGUGAAAUAAAAGGACACAAUGCCACAGACGAAAGCGACUAAUGGAUUUGCGACCAGCAACGGCCACAAUGGCUACGAGAUGGAGGACGGAUGCUCGUUCCUGUUCACUUCGGAAUCGGUGGGAGAGGGCCAUCCAGACAAGAUGUGCGAUCAAAUCAGCGACGCCAUCCUCGAUGCGCACUUGAAACAGGACCCAAACGCUAAGGUCGCUUGUGAAACCAUCUCCAAAACCGGAAUGAUUCUGCUUUGCGGUGAGAUCACAUCGAAGGCCGUCGUCGACUAUCAGAAAGUGGUUCGCGAGACAGUCCAACACAUCGGCUAUGACGACUCCUCGAAAGGCUUCGAUUGGCGGACGUUGAAUUUGUUGAUCGCGAUCGAACAGCAGUCCCCCAACAUUGCCCAGGGCGUGCACAUCGAUCGAGAUGAGGAUGAUGUAGGCGCCGGUGAUCAGGGUUUGAUGUUCGGCUAUGCCACCGAUGAAACCGAGGAACGCAUGCCACUGACCGUUGUGUUGGCCCACCGACUGAAUGAAAAAAUCGCCGAACUACGUCGCAGCGGGGACUUCUGGUGGGCUCGGCCAGAUUCGAAGACCCAGGUUACUGCUGAGUACAUUUUCGAAUCGGGUGCAUGUGUGCCACAGCGGGUGCACACCAUCGUCGUGUCUCUGCAGCACUCGGAUAAGAUCACGCUGGAGGAACUGCGCACCAACAUCAUGAACAAGGUGAUCCGUGAGGUCAUCCCAGCUAAGUAUCUCGACUCGAACACGAUUGUGCACAUCAACCCGUGUGGGCUGUUUAUCAUAGGUGGACCACAGGGAGACGCUGGUCUGACUGGACGAAAAAUUAUCGUCGACACUUAUGGUGGCUGGGGAGCUCACGGAGGUGGUGCUUUCUCCGGUAAGGAUUUCACAAAAGUUGACCGUUCGGCGGCUUACGCAGCACGUUGGGUCGCCAAAUCGCUGGUGAAUGCCGGAAUCUGUCGGCGCUGUUUGGUACAGGUCGCGUACGCUAUUGGUCUCGCCGAACCUCUAUCGAUUACAGUAUUUGACUAUGGUACUUCAAAAUACAGCCAGAAGGAGUUACUGUCAAUCGUCAAAAAGAACUUCGACCUGCGCCCGGGAAAAAUUGUCAAGGACCUUAACCUUAGGACACCAUUCUACCAGCGUACCAGCACCUAUGGACAUUUUGGACGUGAAGGCUUCCCAUGGGAGGAACCCAAGGAACUGUUGCUCGAUUGAUUCCAUGCGACAUACACCGCCGAUAGUGCAUGCGAUUUUGUUCGCUGCAAAAAGCCAAGGAAAUGUUCAAGCAUAACUGAAAAUAGUGUUUAGGAUACAAAAGUCUUGCUACAGUUUUUAAGUGUAAGUGUGUUCCCGUGACUACAGUGUAAUUUUGUUUAGAGAUAGGUUCCGUUUUCCCAGAAUUGUAAUCCGAAUCGUGUCAUAUUUUUUUACUGAAAAUAGUUUAAAUUUUUGUCGCUUUUUGUCUGUAUUGCAUUGUGACCAGUACAGGUUUCUUUUUUAGAAGAAAUGAAAUAGUUUAGGUAAAAUGAUUUUCCCUUCCAAUUUACACGAAAGUGCAUUAAAUCAAGAUUAUCCAGUAGAAGGCAUGUAUCGUAAUCGUAGGAAUCAAAAUUUAGGAAUGUUUUUUCGAUGAUUAAAAAUUGUGAAAGAAUUUCUUCGCACCGCCUUAGUUCGUUAGUCCCAGUCUUACUUCACGAAACAAAAACAAUUGCAACAACAUGUCUACAAUUAGUUAUUACGCUUACACAGAUUCUACUUGAAAUCGAGUAAAUAGUAAAAAAAAAAAUGCGUAUAUCCAUGAAAAAGCGACAUAGUGUCCAUAAAAGUAUAGUAAAAAUAUGAAAAAUAUACUAAAAAAACUAGAAAAAGUGUUCCAAGCUAAAAUGGAUACAUAGUAAAAGGGGAUCUCGUGAAACUUCGACAAAGCUAGAUCAUUCAGUUGGCCACAGUAGGAACCUCAUCAAGUGCGUUUCCAGUGCAAGAUCUUUGGGAAUGCUGCCUGCUGCAAAAACCGUUGUAUGAAGUGAAAAAAAUCAGUUCAAAUGUUUUAUAUUGAUAUAUAUUUUUAAAGAAAGAGCAGUUCUAGAAGUAGUGUGAGUCAAGCAAGUGUGCAAAAAUUCAAAGGACCGAAAGUUAAAUGUAUAGAAUAUCAAACAAUUGCAAGUUCAAACUUCGUUGAAUUUGGAUUAUGCUUUUCGCGAGAGGUAGAAAUUGUUCAUGCACAGUUAGAACAACAGUAACAUUAGCAAACGUGUUUAGCCGAAAAUAGUUACUAGACCAGCAUUUAAGACGGAAAUACUUUUAUAUUAUGAAUCGAAUGGUGCUUUCUGAAAACGUAUGACGUGACUUUUGCUGACCAAUUAACUGAGACUUCACACGGGACCUUGAAGUUAGGAAGAACUACGCAAUAAUCGAUCAACUGCCAUUUUUUCAUUUUGAGUAGUAGUUUACUAGUGAACCUUACACACAUUCGGUAGUCGCUAAACACGUCGCUUUAGUGCAUUGCAACAGAAUCUCUUCACUUUGUAGGCUUGUGUGUUUCUAGAAUUUAAAAUCCAUAAAUCUAAAUUCUAGAAGCACAGAGCUCUUUGAUCGUCGCUCGUGGAAUUUCCAUCUGGCCAAAUGCGGCGUACAACUUUUCGCAAAGUGGAAAUUUAAUAUAUAUUUUUCAACGCAAAAAUCGGCACCUAUUUACUAAGUUCAAAAAAAGUUUGCUUUGGCGUCCCCGAUGUUGCUAAUCUGGUCGAGUUGUAUGUUCCCCUUAAGAUUUUGGAAUUUACAUCUGGAUAUCAAACUGAGUGACAUCGGUCGGUGGGAUGGCCCCGGUUUAGUCCUAAUAAUUCACACGCAACGAAGUUUAUUUUUUUCACAUGUUCAUACACGUUUUGUGUUGUGUUUACGCAAAGGAAUUUAUUUGUGGAAAAGAGCCAUUUCGAAAACACUCCGGUCCGCUGAAUGGUCGAAGGGUGCUAAGUGGUACGAACAAAAAAAUCAGAAAAAUCCCCAAAAAAUAGACCCCAGUGAUGUUAGAGUAUUUGGUUCUGUUAAAAUUUCUAUGAGCUAGAAACUUAGCUGAAUAAACAGUCUAACUUCCCAAUACAAUUUGUGAAAGUAUCCUUCCUAGUGAAAAUAAAAUGAGAUAAAUACAUAGCGUAAGAAAAUGUACCGCAGCACGCUUUGCGAAGACUCGAGUCCAACCAAAAACAGAGUUUCAAUGAAUAGAUUUUUCUUACCGGAUACAGAUCUACUUACUUAUUACUGGAAUAACAUUCAGAAAAACAUGAGCGACAAACAAUACACAAAGAGAAUAAAACAUACAAUUUCUCACUACUUCUGGUAGUGUGAAACGACAACCACA